This is a messenger RNA of Plenodomus lingam JN3, 1809 nucleotides long. NCBI's taxonomy places the organism in Eukaryota, Fungi, Ascomycota, Dothideomycetes, Pleosporales, Leptosphaeriaceae. The record is from RefSeq and is a predicted model, not a curated record.
AUGCUUGACGGGCUGGAACAUCUGGGCAUCAGCCGCAUGGAACUUGGCCAGCCUCUCCCGCAACAUGUAACUAACGGAAAUUCGACUUGGGGAACUUUAAACUGUCCAACUUUUCCCGAUUUCUUGACGUCAAAUCCUCUCCCUGCUGGGUUUCCUUGGGGCAAUAGAAGUGGCUUGGAAAAUGACCCUUAUACAAACCUUCCCGAUACUGGCGUUACUCGCUACUACGACUUUACUGUAGCACGGAAAUGGCUUUCUCCAGAUGGAUACAAUAAGAGUAGCAUUGUCGUUAAUGGGGAAUUUCCUGGCCCCGCAAUCGAAGCAAACUGGGGGGAUUGGGUCGAAGUCCGCGUCCACAACCAGAUUACCGGACCUCCUGAAGGGACAGGGAUCCACUGGCAUGGAAUCUUACAACGAGGCUCCCCGUGGUACGAUGGUGUCCCUGGAAUAUCGCAAUGCCCCAUCGCACCCGGCUCUUCAUUCACGUAUCGAUUUCGUGCCGAUGUCUACGGCACAUCUUGGUGGCAUAGCCAUUUCUCGGCUCAGUACACUGCAGGUGUUUUUGGCCCACUCAUUAUAUAUGGACCAAAACAUGAACCUUACGACGUGGACGUUGGACCAAUUUUAUUAGGGGACCACUAUCACCGCGAGUAUUUUGACGUUGUUAAAGACGCAGCUGCGCCCACUGAAGAUUUCAACGUCUAUGUUCCCUGGAGCGAUAAUAAUCUGAUUAAUGGGAAGAAUCAAUAUAACUGCUCCAUGGCUGCUGAAAACGCUACUUGCCAUUCCAACGCUGGGCUUGCCCAGUUCCGCUUCCUCCCCGGAAAGACACACCGACUCCGCUUGAUGAAUGUAGGUGCUGCCGCCCUCCUGCACUUCAGUAUCGACAAACAUCGGAUGAAAGUUAUAGCACAUGACUUUGAGCCUGUCAUCCCAUAUGAGACAGAAUUCAUCACGCUUGGAGCCGCACAACGAACCGAUAUCCUUGUCACAGCCGAUGCCAAUCCAGACGAGACCUACUGGAUCCGCUCGACUAUUUCACUGAAUUGCUCAGUCACAAAUAACGCAAAUUCUUUUGCCGUGCUUUCCUACGAAGGUAACGAUCAGAUUGAGUUGCCCACGACUAAUAUAAGUAUCGCCGCCGCAGCCGCAAACGAGCAGGCCUUUCUUUGUCAAAACGACGAGCUCAAUAGGACGGUCCCCUAUUUUCCUCAUCCUGUUGAUGAACCGGACGUUGUGGAAACCAUUCAAGUGGACUUGUAUACAAACGCUACAGGUCACCACGUUUGGCACAUGAACAACCGCACUCAGCGAUCAAACUACCAUCGUCCACUAUUGCUAGAGGCUGCCCAAGGCAACACAACUAUCCCAGAUGAAUGGAAUGUAUACAAUUUUGGAUCUAAUCGGACUGUUCGCAUUGUAUUAAAUACGGUAUAUCAGUCCGCACACCCAAUGCAUCUGCAUGGCCACGCCUUUCAAGUUCUUGCACAAGGUCCCGGCGCCUGGGACGGCAAAACAAUAAUCAACCCUGACAAUCCUGCUCGACGCGAUACACAUAUGCAACCACGAUACGGGCAUCUCGUGAUUCAAUAUGAGGCCAACAACCCCGGUGCCUGGAGUUACCAUUGUCAUGUCGCGUGGCACGCAAGUAUGGGGUUGAACAUUGCCCUUUUGGAGGGCGGUGACGAGCUUCAAGAAAGCUUUCGCAGUGUGGACGCCAUCGUUCCGAAGGUGAUGCAGCAGACUUGCAAGGACUGGGAGUUGUGGACCCGGAAUAAUACCGUUGAUCAGAUUGAUGCGGGUAUCUAG